AGUACUCCUCCUCCCUACAGUCUAUAUAACACAACAAUACAAAAAAAAAACAAAACAGUCGUGAAAGGAUUUUGUGAUAGCUUAGAUUAGCAGUAGUACUAGAGCCAUACUAGAGCCUUAAGCAGUAGUUAGCUUUCCAUUAAUCCAUUUCCAUUUCCUUCUGAAGUUCUGAUGUAAUCCUUCAUUCCUUUUUCCUUCCUUGUACAGCUUAGUUUUAUUUAUCAGCAAAUUUGAUCAAUUUUGUGUUAGUUGUAUGUAUGGUAGUUCAAUCAAUUGAAAAUUGAAGCGAUGGCGACUGAACGCGACCCUGCUGCAGAUAGUAUUGAGAAAUUGUAUAAAAACUAUGAAAUAUUGGCCGAUGCAAAUUCCAGUGGUAAUAUCAGUGAACAUGAAAAGGAGUACAUGGAAAUAUUAGCAGCUGUGAAAGGUUCGCCGAAGGAAAAAAGACUAGCUUCUCAAUUUAUAGCUAGAUUUUUUAGGAAUUUUCCUGCAUUUGCAGAUCAAGCUCUUGAAGCUCAGUUGGAUCUAUGUGAAGAUGAUGAUGUUUCUAUUCGGAAACAAGCUAUAAAAGAUUUGUCGUCUAUUUGUAAGGAUAGUAAAGAACAAGUUCCUAAAAUUGCUGAUAUUUUGGCACAAUUGUUGCAAGCAGAAGAUCUCUCUGAAUUGACGACCGUUCAAGAAUCCUUGAUAACAUUGUUAAAAUUUGAUGCUAAAGGUACAUUGAGUGGAAUUUAUUGUCAACUUCUGACUGGAGAUGAUACAGUACGUGAACGUUGUGUUAAAUUCUUGUGUAAGAAAGUGGUUCCUAUGGAUCGUAGUAUAAUUGAUAAAGCAGCGGAAGAUUAUUUAAUUAUUGAAACGAAAAAAGUUUUGCAGGACGUUACCGGUGACGAAUUCAUUCAACUUAUGCAUAUAUUAAGUUGUUCACGACUAAGCCAAACACCUUUGGGACAAAAAGAACUUGUAGACAUAAUCGCUGAUCAAGCUGAACUCGAUCAUCCGUUCGAUCCUCAAGAUGAAAGUCAAGUUGACAGAAUAAUUCAUUGUUCAUAUUGCGCCCUUCCGUAUUUUCGCAUGGUAAAUUCUAAUAAAUUCGUUGCAUUUAUCAUAAACGAAGUGCUAUCUCAGUUAGAUAAAAUUUCAAAGGAGAUGAAAAAUUUCAAAUUCGUUCACUUGGAAUUACUGAAAAUAUAUGCGGAAUGUUGCGCUUUUUGCAAAACAUUGUCCAAUGUUGAAGAUAUUGUUGCAAAGACAAUUGAUUUAUUAUAUCGUUACGUUCCGCAUCCGCCUACCGAUGAAAACGCGGAAACUAAUUUUGAAUUCACUCACAUAGAAGCUGCAAUGUUCGCUUUACAUCAGUUAGGGCGAAUACAACCAGAUGUAAUAAAAGUGGAUUCAGAACUUUACAGAGAAUUAAAAUUACGAUUACAUUUUCUAGCAUGUCAUGUACAAGGUUAUAUAAAACCUUUACGCGAAGAUUUAAAGAACAAAAGCAAAACAGAUUUGAAAUCUGACGCAGAGAACAAAUUGAAGGUUGCAGCCUUGAAAGCAGCUUCAAACAUCAGCACCAUGAUUAAGGAUAUAUUUCAUAUUCCUCCGAGAUACAAAGCUGAAAUUUUGUUGUCUUGGAAAACAUCUGUUGCUGAACCUAAAACUUUGCCUGAAAAUAUCACGAAAAAUGAAAAGAAGAGAACCGCGAGUAGCAGUAACUAUAGUCAGGAAGAUGGGCAUUUGUCGUCGAAACAGAGCCGACCUAGUGGUCGAGAGUUAUACCAUCCCCCUAGUGGAAAAUUCAGUACCAAAGUGUCCGGUUACGAUGUUUUUCAGGUCCAUCGAGAAGCAGUAACUGGAGCAGUAGUCGUGUUCGCAGUAAUCGUAAUUUUAGGGGAAGUUCGAGAUGGCGUUAUUGAAUAAAACUGUGAUUGGUUCAAAACUUAUUGAACAUAAAUUCAAUUAAGUACAUAUUAUUUAUUUGUAAAUAAUUAAGUCGCUCUUUUUACUGCACGAAACCUUAAUUAAUAAAAUUUUAGAGGAGUUAAUAAAAAAUACACAUGUGAGACGUGUCUCUAAUCAAAGUUUCAUGCAGUAAAAGGAGUGAAUUAUUUAAAAAUUGUGCGAGAAAGGAAGACGACACUACAUUUUUUUGACUCUAAAAUUGUAAAUUUUUCAUUUUCAAAAUAGAAAUAUUUUUACAAGAA
Planococcus citri (citrus mealybug) is the source of this 2198-nucleotide messenger RNA. RefSeq names its product apoptosis inhibitor 5-like. The record is from RefSeq and is a predicted model, not a curated record. Lineage: Eukaryota; Metazoa; Arthropoda; Insecta; Hemiptera; Pseudococcidae. Gene Ontology annotation, molecular function: RNA binding. Gene Ontology annotation, biological process: negative regulation of apoptotic process. Bases 289 to 1914 code for a protein of 541 amino acids. Gene Ontology annotation, cellular component: nucleus. The transcript has 10 exons.